Molecule: messenger RNA, 1371 nt
Organism: Cordyceps militaris CM01
Lineage: Eukaryota; Fungi; Ascomycota; Sordariomycetes; Hypocreales; Cordycipitaceae
Product: phosphotransferase enzyme family protein
Exons: 5
Coding region: 1-1371 (456 amino acids)
Source: RefSeq, a predicted model, not a curated record
AUGGCAGCUGGCCCGCCGAAUGCCCGAAUGCGACGACUGGGGGCUGGGCUUGAUGUUACCGGAAUUUUUGUCCAGGCCUUGUCAUCUUCCCUCGCCGAAACACACUGCCACUCGACUAUGUACACUCAAGCGAAUCCUCAUGAUACAGAUUGCUACGAGCACAGUCCGUGGCUCCGCAAAACCUCCCCAAGGACGCGCGCUGCUUCCAACGGCUCUUUCAAGCUAAUCGAGGGACGACAGGCCAUGGCACUCGAGCAAUUCAGUUAUCCCAUCUUCUUGCACUCCCGCAUGCUCAAUACCAUCGUUGAUGCGGUCAUGGUGGUCAUGCUGGAGUGUGGAUCCAGCCAACUGCAAUUCCCAACUGCAAUUCCCAACUGCAAUUCCCAACUGCAAUUCCCAACUGCAAUUCCCAACUGCAAUCCCCCCCUUCUUGCUAUCGUCGAAUAUGCAGCAACCAUCACUCCUACUGCUGCCCUGUUGAGAAACAACGCAUAUACCCACAUAUUCAAGCCCUUCGAAAUGGUAUCUUCGUUACCUUUAUCAAUUCCGCAGCCCGCAUCGGCACUGCAAUACGACAUCCUUUUCCGCGAGCCUGAUGACAGCCUCCCCGAGCCCUUGCCCUCGGUAGAAACGAUCGAGGAUGCACGAAUCAACGAUUCAUAUGCGGCAAGGAGCAUCGCUUGUGUUGGAACCUCCUACUUCGUCAAGUAUGGUUAUGGAGUGGAACCGCUCGAGGCCGAAAACAUGAAGUUUGUCCGCCAAUAUACCAACAUACAUGUUCCACGGGUCUACGCCGUUUACCGGCGCUCUAUCAGGGAAGGAGGCCAAAAAACAUACAUCAUUAUGGAGAAGAUCGAAGGCGAGUCGCUCGAGAAGCUGUGGGAUGAAUUCGACACCACACAAAAAUUGAGUAUCACCCGGCAGCUCAAAGAGUCUUUCAUUUCCUUGCGCGACCUGCCUCAUCAUGGAUAUUUUGGCAGUCUAGACAAGACUAAGCUGCGGGAUUUUUUAUUUGCCGCCGACGAACCCAUGCCAUCCAUCGACGCGCCAUUUGACACAGAAGAGGCCCUACUCGACGGCUUGAUGGAUAGAUUUUUAGCAGAAGAUCCUGACAGGCUGCGGCACAAAGCCUCAUAUUACCGACUUGUGCUUCCACAAGCGUUCAAGGGCGACAACCAGCCUGUUUUUACUCAUGGUGACUUGCAACCGAAGAAUAUCAUCAUUAAGCCAGAUGGAUGUAUUGCCAUUGUCGACUGGGCAACGUCGGGAUGGUACCCAGGGUUGGUCAAACGAUUGGCCUGCACAUAUUGGUCUUUUUCUGGACGAAUAUCCCAAUCACUUCGCCUGGAUGAGCCGCCUGCGGAUGGAUAG